CAAAUAGGAAAAAGCAAGCUACAGAAUACUGAAAAGGGUUUUAUACUUGAGCCAAAGGAAAUUCCAAAAUUGUUGCUAUUUUUAUAAAAUAUAAUUUAUAAAUCUGUUAUACAUAAAUGUAAUGGAGACGCUGUCCAUUAGCAUAGUCGCUUUUUUACAGCUGCUGGGCUACUCUUACUUUAUCAAACAGCCGGAGGAUCAGUGCUCCCCCUCACCGCCCUUCGGCAGCUGGGUCUUUCUGCUGGCGACACUCUGUUUUCUAUGGGACUUGAAAAUCUAUCCAUGUCGCUUUAUGCACAUGGCCAGGCAUUGGCAGCUGCUUGUCGAGAUUGUGGGCGGCCUGUUGCUGACCGAGAUCGCAACACUGAUCGUUUGGUGCGGCGUGGAACGCGUAAUCUUCUGGCUCACACAGGAGCUGAUUCAUCUACUUGACCUUGAUGACUGUCUACACGGGCUGCACGAGUACUCGCUGCAUAGCCUGACCCCUGUUGCAGUGAGUGGAGCGCUACUGUGGUUCAUUAUCGAAGCCACCGAUACCAAGUAUUGCCUGGUCAACUCCGUGCGCAAGAUGAGGCGCAACUGGCAACAAAUGCUGCGCAUGCUGAGAAUCGUCUGCCGCAUGAACAACAGCGACAGACGCCGCACCCUAAGAGCCUGCAAACUGGCCAUGUUUCCGCCCAGACGUGGACGCUGUAAGCAGGAGGAGGAGGAUGAUGACGAAGAGGGGUUAGGCCUGGAUGAUGAAGCAGAAGAUACCGACUGAAUUGGUGGGUCUCCCACUAAACAAAUCAUGUCCUCGCAAUUCCGUGUUGUGUUCUAUCUAUUUGGAAUUUAUAUUGCGAUUGCAUAUCUCGACACGACUUUUACGCUACACGCAACGGAAAUUUACUUUCCUCCAGUCCCAUUUGUUGCCCCACGCCCCCCCACCAUUUUGGCUAUAUCUGUAACAAUAAAUUUCGUUGCACGAACAGAACAAGAACAAAA
Molecule: messenger RNA, 984 nt
Organism: Drosophila virilis
Lineage: Eukaryota; Metazoa; Arthropoda; Insecta; Diptera; Drosophilidae
Source: RefSeq, a predicted model, not a curated record